AUGGAGUUUAUAACAUCCAUGAUGCUUCUGUUUUCCUUCUUAUACGUUACCCUUCUAUCAGCAAAGUUGGUGAUCCGAAGAGGUAAGCAAAAGUGUUAUAUGAUCGAUUACGAAUGCUACAAGGGCGAGAAGGAAACACAACUGAAUUCUGAACUGUGUGCCAAGAUUGCUUUGCAGAACAAGAAUAUUGAUAUUGAAGAUUUCAGAUUUUUGUUAAAAAUCAUGGUUAAUUCGGGUCAAGGUGAAGAAACUUAUGGCCCCAAAACCGUCGUCUUAGACAAAGAAGAACCAAAACUUGUCGAUUCUAUAUCAGAACUAGACACAAUAUUCUUUAACACACUAGAUUCUAUAUUUGCUAGGUCAAAAAUCUCACCAUCUAAUGUUGAUAUAUUAGUGGUGAAUGUAGGUUUACUGUCGGUAGCACCUUCUUUAACAUCUAGGAUCAUAAAUCACUACAAGAUGCGUGAAGAUGUUAAGGCGUUCAAUCUGACAGGAAUGGGCUGCAGUGCAAGUGUCAUUGCCAUUAAUCUGGUUCAGCAAUUGUUCAAGACUCACCAAAAAAAAUUAGCCAUUGUUGUGAGCACAGAAGCAAUGGGUGCUCACUGGUACAAUGGGAAAGAAAGGUCUAUGUUGUUGUCUAACUGCCUUUUUCGUGUGGGAGGUUGUUCUAUGCUUCUAACCAAUGACGAGGAUUGGAAGGAUAAGGCAAUUUUGAAGCUCAAGUGUUUAGUCAGAACCCAUUUUGCAUCCAACGAUGAAGCCUAUUACUGCUGCAUGCGAGAAGAAGAUAAUCAAGGAUACGAAGGCGCACGCCUCAACAAGUCCCUCCCAAAAAUUGCUGCUCAAUCGUUGAAAAAGAAUCUAUAUAUGCUUCUACCAAAAGUGCUUCCUCUUAGGGAAAUUCUUCGUUAUAUAAUCUUCAAAUCCACGGAUUCAAAGAUCAACCUCAAAACUGGAAUAGAUCACUUUUGUAUCCAUCCAGGUGGAAGAGCUGUAAUUGACAAUAUUGGUGAAAAUCUAGGGCUAAACGAGUAUGAUCUUGAACCUAGUCGAAUGACACUACAUCGGUUUGGGAACACAUCGUCUAGCGGCAUUUGGUAUGUUCUUGGAUACAUGGAGGCAAGGAAAAGGCUAAAGAAAGGGGACAAAAUCUUGAUGAUUAGCUUGGGUGCAGGUUUUAAAGCCAACAGCUGUGUUUGGGAAGUCAGCAGAGACCUGAAUGGAAGCAAUGUCUGGUCUGACAUGAUUGAGAAUUACCCACCAAACAAGAACGCGAUAAACCCUUUUCUUGAGAAAUUUGGAUGGAUCAAUGAUGAAUCUAUGACUUCUCUCACUAUAGCCCAUCUGCGCAAUGUCCUGGAUAAUCGGUCGUAAUAAGAACCAUAUUAUAUACCACACCCUGCAAAUGCCCUAUCCUCGGUUAUUUCACCUUCGCUAGCUAUUUCCAACGCACGUACUAUGGAGUAUAAUAUUUUUACUACAUUUUAGACUUGUGUGGACGUAAUCACGUUCAUUGCUCGGUUACUAUUAUUUGUUUAGUGUAUUAUGUAAUGAUUGUAAAGCCUAAGGGCUAGUGUGUCAAUAACAUAGUUAAUAACCGAAUAGUCGGUUAUAGGCAGUUAUUUCGAUUGGGCAUAGUUUUCUCUAUUCGUGAACACUCACCAUGGUUUACUCUAUGUAUCAAAAA
This is a messenger RNA of Erigeron canadensis, 1687 nucleotides long. RefSeq names its product 3-ketoacyl-CoA synthase 19-like. Gene Ontology annotation, biological process: fatty acid biosynthetic process. The record is from RefSeq and is a predicted model, not a curated record. Gene Ontology annotation, molecular function: acyltransferase activity, transferring groups other than amino-acyl groups. Bases 1 to 1374 code for a protein of 457 amino acids. The transcript has a single exon. NCBI's taxonomy places the organism in Eukaryota, Viridiplantae, Streptophyta, Magnoliopsida, Asterales, Asteraceae. Gene Ontology annotation, cellular component: membrane.